CAGCUCUGCAUGUACUGUGCACUGACGGAAAACAUCGUGAGGAAACAUGACCACUCAGGCAACUGAAUGGGUAACCAUGAUCACUCAAAUAUGGGUUAGGUUUACCUGCCAAGGUUGCGAAGGUAAGAUGGAAGUCACUUCGUGUAAAAACCUGAAUAACCCAAUCCAGGGAUUAUGGUCAAAGGCAUACCCUGAGACCCGCUCCAUAGUGGUGAGGAUGCAAUCGGGACUAAAAGCCAGAAGUAAGAAGAUUGGACAGUUUGGACAGACUGCAUUCUCUUCGACAAGGUCUACCAAAGAUCACGAUUCAGGAGUGGGACCACAGAUGAAAUCUGCGGAAAAUUCUCGUUUCGAGAACGAGAACUGGGUGGGUGAACCUCUUAUCAGAUACACGGACGACCUGAUCAAGGUUGCUGAGUGGAGAUGGAUGAGGAAGGUUCAAGAAUGGGGAGUCUGGCGUGCGACGCUAGAAUACUACAUUCAGCAUUGAAUAAAAAGGGUUG
Amyelois transitella is the source of this 503-nucleotide messenger RNA. RefSeq lists its product as uncharacterized. The transcript has 3 exons. The coding region runs from base 47 to 490 and encodes 147 amino acids. The record is from RefSeq and is a predicted model, not a curated record. Lineage: Eukaryota; Metazoa; Arthropoda; Insecta; Lepidoptera; Pyralidae.